Molecule: messenger RNA, 679 nt
Organism: Mycena citricolor
Lineage: Eukaryota; Fungi; Basidiomycota; Agaricomycetes; Agaricales; Mycenaceae
Source: the annotation of a GenBank genome assembly
CGCUCCCACACGACGAGGGCUACAUUUCUGGUGCGGGCGCUGUGCGCGCUGCGUAGCCUAGACACAGGCCCGCGGCGCCAUCUCUGGAACCUAUUGACUCUUUCAGUGGCCUCAAAUGAUGUUGGAUUGAGACCGUCGUUCAUGCCGCCUCCCCACUAUUUUAAUCGAUUUUAUCCACGUGUCAAUGCUGCCGACAACAUGAGGCGUGCCACCACUCCUGCCGGAGCUAGGGAUUGUUCGCGGAGGGGAUUUGAGGUUCCUAUAUGGGCGUAAAUGCAUCGGAAAGACACAAGACCUCGGGCCGCCCUCUUCUUGAAUCACCCUCUGCUCAGUCUCCGGCGCCUCCGAACCCCAAUGCAGCUGGAACAACUGGCCAGCCGUCACCGGGGCAGCGCGUUCACAUCAUUUGCUGACCCCCAUCGGCUGGACUCCUGUGUCGAGUGAGAUCCUUGGGCUCCUUCAGACCCCGGCAGAUGCUCCGAGUUCUUCUCAUCGGGUCAAGGGUGAUGAGAACGAAGCUUGUUUGUAGCUUCCAAAAGGGAAAGCGUGCGACGGAGUUUGACGCACUUGUAUCCAAUGACAGUCUUCUAACAAUCGCAUUUUGAUAUACUGUGUGAUGCGAUGAACGUGAAGCGACCUGGAACACAAAGUCUAAUUCAUACCAUGAUCUGACCUUCCA